UUAUCGGCGUCAAGACUUCUCCCCGGGUCGUUAUCAGCCGCGGCGCCUCGUUCCCUGAAGCGACGUGACGUGCGCGCCGAUGGUUUAGUGUUUAAGGAUACGUCCAAUCCCACCCCUCCAUUCUCCCCUUGCCCCCUCCCCCACACAUCCCCGCCCCGCCUGGCCUCCGGGUUCACGCGUGGCACCCGUCUAGUCCAGGACGGCUGUGGCUGCCAGGGGCCGGGGAGCCUGGGGCCGGGGAGCCUGGGGCCGGGGGAGGAGAGGCCGUGAAGGCUUUAUAUGAGGCAGCAAAGACUGAGGGCGUCACUUGCGACCUGGGAGCACAACAGACACCACUACUGCUGGUGCUGCUCCUGCUACUGCUGCUGCUGCUGGUACUGCUAUUACUAUUACUGCUGCUACCAAGAGUAUACUUUUGUCGCUGCUGCAGCUAACACUACCACCACCAUGAGUCUUACAAUGGCCUCCAGAUCAAGCCUGGCGCUGACCGUGGCCCUCGCCGUGGCCGUGGCCCUCUCCAUGCCCCUCAUGGUCUUUGCCGCGCCCGCCGGGCCCGCCGCCCCCCAGCCCGUCAUCGCCAACGGCAGCAGCGUGGCCGUGGCCCCCCUGGCCGAGGCGUUCCUCUUUUGCUGGGUGGACGCCGCCGCCGCCGUGCAGGAGGUGGAGUGGCGGGACGCCGCCGACAAGCCGCUGCCGUCGUGGACGCCCGGCGCCGACGCCUUCCAGCUGGGCCGCGGCCGACACCUGCCUCACGCCUACCUGGUGCUGGCCGACUUCCGGCAGGACCUGGCGGGCGUGUACACCUGUGUGGCGCGCGGCGAGGCGGGGGUGGAGGGGCGCGCCAGCGUGGCCGUCAGCCUGGACGACACGGCGCCCUGGGCACGGCGCUAACCUCAGCACCGCGUCAGCGUGGCCGUCAGCCUGGACGACGCGGCGCCCUGGGCACGGCGCUGACCUCAGCACCG
Molecule: messenger RNA, 965 nt
Organism: Eriocheir sinensis (Chinese mitten crab)
Lineage: Eukaryota; Metazoa; Arthropoda; Malacostraca; Decapoda; Varunidae
Exons: 2
Coding region: 280-891 (203 amino acids)
Source: RefSeq, a predicted model, not a curated record